CUCUGACCGGCUCAUGACUUUCUGAACGCUGCACUCAUGCAUGGCCACUCAAAGUAACAGUAGCGAUGGCUGGGAACGGGAGACAGCUGCGCUUCGCGAGACCCCGUCUCCACACUCCAUUUGCCACGAAAAACUAGGUUUCACACGAGAGGUUGGCCUCGGGUCUAUGUGUGAAGACAUUUUGUGAAUGAAUAAGUUGGCCGGCCACUUUCAAAAGAGUCUGGUAAGCUGGCAAAGCUGCCAGGAUUUGGGAACGGGGGGAACGGGGAGGGCUCCUGCUGCCUUGGGAGGUCUGUAUGCUUUUCAACGUACUCAAAUUGUGACACCAGUGGCCGCUGGAUAUUGCUUUCUAUAGAUAAGUUUGGCAACUUCGGUCAAGGUAUGCUUCAAGGUCAAAGGUUUUAUAUAGAACCUUAGUCGAUGGAUUUGCCGCCCUCAAUACAACAACAUUUUAAUCAUGAAAACUAUAGAGUGACCUGGCUUUCACAGGCCCUUUAACCUUAUUUGAAUGCAUAUUUCUUCUUGAUGUCCUGAAAUUGGGUCCAUCUGAAUUGGGCCCUCCACACAUCACUGUCCAGUCAACGCUUUCAUCUGUUUUUGAACAUUAUAAUGUCGAUCUCAGCACAUCCCUGCGAGGCAGUGAAGCGAACAGGUGAGAGAGAAAGAGAUUGUGUGUAUGAGUGUGGUGAAAAAAAAGUGUGUGAAUGCGAGUAUGUGAGUGUAUGUGUGUGUGUCAGUGGUUGGAGAGAAUGUGAGCCAGAGAGAGUUUGUUCACACUGUGCAUGCCAGGUUCAUCGCAGUCAGUUAGAGAGUUAAAUAGAAAGGGGUCACAAAAUCAUCAUGUUUAUGUGAAAAGUCUUUUAUGUGAUUUACUGUGAAGAGUGACCAAUGACAAGAGCAAGUCGAUUCGGUCAAUUUUCCUAAAUAUCAUUUGAUAAACUGUGCUGGGGACUGGCGAGUGCUUCAUCAGGGUUGACCUUUCGGACCUUACGCAGAGCCGUGAAAUGCUGUGUGAGUUCAUGAGGGAUGUGUAUUAUGUGUUUUAUCUGUUUUGUUACAGAUAAAAUGUCUUCUUGUUCUGUGAGCUUUAGCUGUGGUUAUCGCGUGUUUGAACGUACAUUACUAUGCAGGCCUAGACGGACCGUACACUGUAACCAUGUGUAUGCCAUAAUUCAUACCAAAGCAUGUCCUUGGGUACACUGUAACGUUAUUAUAGUUUUAUAACAUAUUUGGUUCAUAACUACUGAUGGAAUCCUUCUCUUCCCCUGUUAACCUUUUCCCUCACCUGACGCUACUCUCUCUCUCUCUGUCUCUCUCUCUCACGCUCUACACUACAAACUGUACUUUCUCUCUAGGCUAGAAAUCGUGAAGCAUGGGUGACUGGAGCUUUCUUGUGCGGCUCUUGGAAAAUGCACAGGAACACUCAACCGUGAUCGGCAAAGUCUGGCUGACGGUACUCUUCAUUUUUAGGAUUCUGGUGUUGGGGACAGCUGCCGAGGAUGUCUGGGGCGACGAGCAAUCCGACUUCACCUGUAACACGCAGCAGCCCGGCUGCGAGAACGUCUGUUAUGACGAGGCCUUCCCCAUCUCCCACAUCCGCUUUUGGGUGCUUCAAAUCAUCUUUGUGUCCAUGCCGACGUUCAUCUACCUGGGCCAUGUGCUGCACAUUGUUCGCAUGGAGGAAAAGAGGACAGAACGCAAGGAGGAGCAUCGAAAGGCAUGCAGACUCCAGGAGGAGAAAGAACUCCUGUAUAGAAAUGGUCAGGGAGGGGAGUCUGGCGGACGGGGUGGGGGCAGUGGCGAAAAAAAGGUGAAACCGCCAAUCAGAGAUGAGCACGGGAAAAUCCGCAUCAGAGGUGCCUUGUUGCGCACCUAUGUGUUCAACAUCAUUUUCAAGACGGUGUUUGAAGUGGGCUUUAUUUUAGGUCAGUAUUUCCUCUAUGGGUUCCAGUUGAGAGCCCUGUAUAAGUGUGCACGGUGGCCUUGCCCGAACACGGUGGACUGCUUCAUUUCCCGGCCCACGGAAAAAACUAUCUUCAUCAUAUUUAUGCUUGUGGUGGCUUGCGUGUCCCUUUUGCUGAAUUUGUUAGAAAUCUAUCACCUCGGAUGGAAGAAAGUCAAACAGGGCAUGACCAAUGAGUUUGCCCAUGACCAUGAGUUACUGCCCAAUUCUAAUGAAGCAGAGGCCGAAUCUGUGAUCGCAUCUCCCAGAACUGCCCCACCCGCCCUCAGCUACCCGCCAGACUACACGGAGGUAGUGGUGGGUGGCGGUGCCUUCCUACAGGCUGUGUCGGUGCCCUCCACGGCAGAGUUUAAGAUGGACCCUCUGCACGAGGAGAUGGAGGAGACCUCACCUUUCUUCAUCAGCAACAACAACCACAGGCUGGCCGCUGAGCAGAACUGGGCCAACCUGGCCACCGAGCAGCAGACUCGGGAGAUGAACGCCGCCUCCCCCUCCCCUUCCUCCUCCUCUCAUUCCUCUGAUAACGGGCAGCAAGUCAAAGAUGCUGCUCAACCCAUUGGCACCCCCACUUCGACUGGCGGCAGUUUGAGUGGUGGGGCAGAGGAGGGCCAUGUCAUCACCACAGUGGAGAUGCACGAGCCACCCGUUAUUUUCACUGAUGUGCGACGACUGAGCAGGGCUAGUAAAGCAAGCAGUGUCAGAGCAAGACCCAAUGAUCUGGCAGUGUAGUGGCCGUCUACCCCCACCCCAAAGCUCAGAUUUACUUAUAGACAAUCACAACAAAUAAAGACUCAUAAAAAGUGGAAUUGAGAGGCAGAUUGCUGGGACUUGAAAAUGAUCCUAAAGACGACUCCAUUCAUAAAUAUUACUCAGCCGUGCAAUCAGUGAGUAAAUAGUCUCCUGCAGAACUCAAGUCAGUUGCUCUGAAGGGGUUAAUUUUCUGAUUUUAUGUGGUUAUGAAGUCAUUGAAUUGAGUGACAUAUUUGAUGCAGGAAAUGGUCUACCAUAUCCUGAUGUACAGGCAUAGUAAUUUAGCACCUUCUAUAAGUUUUAAUAGUCAGGUCAAGCAAAUAAUUUCCCAUGGUGUCCACAUUGACAUAAGUAGAAAUUAGUCAUGAAACAAUGACAAGGUCUCAAGUAAAGAAUAAGUAUGUUCUGGAGGAUAAUAAAUGUCAGGUUGUACAUUGUUUGGAGAGAAUAGUUGUAAAAUCAGUACAAAUUCAGCACUUUCUCAGAUUGUCCUUUCAUGCCAUCAAUUCCAUUUAGUAGGUAAAUUGUAUCCAAGGCAUUACAGUAACCUAAAAUGUCUUAACAUGCCACAUGCAUGUGUGUUAAUCGUUGUGUAGGCACAAUAAUUAACUCUGGGCCACUGAAUUAUUGAAAAUAUUGUACACACUUUGGGUGUGGAAUACAUUUUAAUAAAUGUAACUAUUGUUCCAUACAAGGAUUAGGCACAGUAGGUUCAUUAUCCUUGGCACAACUCAUUGAUUCACAUUUUCAACUGGAUCCACCUACUUAUUAUUUGUUAGUCAUUGCAUUGAUGGGGCAGAAAAUUGAGGAUUAAGGUGCAAUUAUGGACUACAGCAAGAACAUUUAUAGGAAAAGUAAAUACAUAAAUGCCCUCUAUGUUAAAAUCGCUCAGUUGUUUCUUUGAGUAAAAAGAGAUUUAUUUGAAUGAUAAAAUGAGAAAACAUAAUUCUUUUUACAGUUCUCUGUUCAGUUAUUCCAGGAUCUGUCGAUACAUUUCCUCACUCUAAAGAGAAAUCUAAAUGUUGGAGGGGAUGUUGGAGACCCACGGUAAAAAGAACAAUGCCCCAAUAUAAGGGGCAAACCUCAAUGCUUCACUGUGAAUAAAUACAGAGUAUAAUGUCAACCGUACUAUUUGGAGGCAAAUGACAGAGAAAUAUUUAGAUAACUCAGUUUUAAUUGAUAUAUUUUGUGUAUUCUCUGGACCAUGUUUCUUUUUUCCCCAUUUCCCUUCCAUGAUCUGAUGUUCACAUCUUGCUCCUAUAUUACAUUUGAGAGUUUUGAUUUAUAUCCAUGUCCAGCUUUGCCAUCAGAAAAACAUGAUCGCUUUUUGAUGUAGAUGGUUAAUCUGAUGAGGGGGGAGGGGUACUAACGCUCAAUACAUGUGACAUUUGAAAUCCUUAUUGCUUUUAUAUUUAAAAGUUUGAACGAACAUUAAGGAAUUGGUUGAAGAUGAGUACAAAAACAUUAUCAGGAGCAUUGCUUUUCUGUAGUCAGUUCAUGGUUGCCAGGAAAGUAAUUAUUUAAAAACGGACACACAGAAAUGCUGAUAUGAAGUUCCCCAAUUCUCUUUUUUUGUCCAAUUUCAGGUUACUGUGAGGCCCUCAUUUUCACUGACUGCUACUGCUGUUAUAAGCUAGGACAUGCACAGCCUUUGUCAUAGUGUUAGUAAAGACAGGCCAUCCAUAACAACCACGCCAAACAAACUCUAACUACAUCGUUUUCGGUUUUGGAACCCAUUGAAACAAAAUGUACUUUUAUUUUAUUUUAAGAUGCAUGCUUUGCAAUCCAAUUAAAGAGACAGUUUUAGGCAGUCCUAAAUUAGAAGCAUUGCUUCAUCAUACAGAGUCUGUGCAGGUUGUUGCUUGCGACAGUAUUAAUUCAGCUUUUAUCAGAUCACAGUAUUAACAGAUGUAUGUUAUUUAUUUUCUGCUGUUUUAAUGUAUCCAAACCAAAAGUGUGUUAUUUUGUCAUUUUUGGUUCUUAAAGUUUACAUUUUAGUAAAUAGUUGAAGAUUUGCACAUUUAGGCAAAAUACACUGUUCAAUAAUUCUUAUAUUGAUAGAAAGGAGGAAAUAUUUUUGAUCCUUAAAGGAAAAUGUCUUAAUGGUAAAACUUGUUGUGUUAAUGGCAGUAUUAUUCCACUUAAAUAACAUCAAAUGUAAUUUAUAAAAUCAGCACUUGUAGAGUAUAAAAAAUAUACACGUUUCCCAUGUUUUAUUUUAGGACUGUUGUGGUGGCCUGAAAGGACCGCAGGUAAUUUGAACAUUAUGAAUUGUAACAUUUCAUUAAUUCUGAAUUUGAAUUGGCCAGCCAGCUCUUUCCUAUCUCAAACCAUUUGUAGUGUACUUAGUUGCAGCCCAUUAUUCUCAGAUAACACUCAUUUCUUGAACUUCUUGAACUGAUUUUCUCAAGCAGAGCUGAUUAUUCUGACCAAUCAGGGAAAUGAACCACCUACAUAUGCUCAGAACAGCAGCCUGUUUAAAAGCUGUCUUAAGAGUAGUGCCUUGUGUAUUAAAUUUUAUAAGAACAAGUUGAUGUAAAUGUUCAUUUACCUCAAAUGUUUACAAAGCUGUUACUAAAUAAACUUUUUGU
Messenger RNA from Xyrauchen texanus (razorback sucker), 5304 nucleotides. It is a transcript of the gene gja3, whose product is annotated as gap junction protein, alpha 3. The transcript is spliced from 3 exons. Gene Ontology annotation, cellular component: connexin complex. Bases 1373 to 2692 code for a protein of 439 amino acids. The record is from RefSeq and is a predicted model, not a curated record. NCBI's taxonomy places the organism in Eukaryota, Metazoa, Chordata, Actinopteri, Cypriniformes, Catostomidae. Gene Ontology annotation, biological process: cell communication.